CUACCUUGUUUAAUACAUUUCAUUUAUUCUAUUAAACUUUUAUGGUGCAAAAAAAUCAAAAAUAUAUAAAAUUCCAAUAUUUAUAUAUAUUGUGAUCAAAACUGCAAUAAAAUAUUCAGCGGAGGUAUAUUCCAGACUCAUAGGAGACUAACCCUUCUCCAAAACAGAGUCGACCGUCACUUCAAACGGGAAAUCACAAUUUUUUUGCCUGGCGACAUAACACACAAAUCAAUCAACAUAAAAGAUGGAUUUGCUAGGAUCCAUACUAAAUGCAAUGGACAAGCCACCCACGGCCAAUGAAGAACAAAAGAAAUUACUUAAACGCCAAAAAGAAAUGGCAGAACGCAUAAAAAACAAACAAAAAGAAGAGCUAUUGCGAUUCAGAAAAUUCGUUGAGGAACGAGUGGGUAGAUUUGCAAAAGACGAUCGUCCUCAUAUUGAGUUUCAACCUUUGGAUAAGGUACAUCGUUCCAUAAUACAUGAGGUGGCGGAAUAUGGUGGAUUCAUAUGCAUGAGUUUUGGCUGUGAAGAUGUUGAUCGCUAUUCGGUGGUCUAUAAAAAAGAAAAUGCUCCGACAGAAGAUGAGAUAGCAGCACGUCGAAAUGGUGAUGGUUGGAAUGAAGAAGUGGCCAAAGAGUAUGCCGAAAGGCGGCAAAAACAAAAAGAGAUAGAAGAACAAAAAAGACUGGCUCGUGCUUCCGUACAAAAUUCUCCACCAUCCACAUCUGCUAGCCAAACAACUAACAACAACAGCAAUAGCCCCAAUAGUACUGGUCGAAAUAACGCCUCCAAAGAAACCGAGAUUAAACCUACAUUUAAUUAUAAAGACAAGUAUGCUCAUCUUAUUGGUCAAGAGGCAGCCUUGGAGGCUGCCCGAAAGACUGAAACAAAUGCUACCUAUGGUUUCGUGCCGAGUAAAAAUAAGAAGGAUGUUCGUUCCAUAGAACAAACGUUGGCUGAUAUUCAGGCAAAGAAAAGGCUUAAACUACAGCAACAACAAGAGCAACAGCAGCAAAAAGAGCAUGACGAGGGGCAACAUGCUAAUGCUGAGCCGCCGGCGUCGGUUACAUCAGCAGCAUCAGUACCAAAUUCACAUUGAUUUUUAUAAUCGAAAAAAAUUAGUUCCUAUCUGUGUAAGGAAGAAUGUAUGGAAAGUGAAAAGCGCAACAUUGGGACAUGGGGCAAUUUAGUCAUUGUUUCCUUCUGAAAAAAAUAUAAAAUUGUUUUACAAGUAUUCCUUAAAUUGAAGUUAUGCUAUGGGUGUCUUUUUGAUGAAUUGAAGAAAAACUCCCAAUAACCAUAUUCUAUAUUUAAUAACAUAUUAAAAAAGUCUAGAAAGACUAUCUCCUGAAAACUUAUAUACUUUAGGAGUUCAUAACUUUAUAACUGUAAAAUAUUUAUAUAGGUAUCUAAAAAAAAGAAUUUAUGGGUACAGUUUUUCAUCAUAUCAGAAAAUUUUAAACGUUUGGUCACAGAUGGAUUGAGGCUUUUGAAUUAAUUUGUUUACAAAAAUAGUCGUAAAUAUUUUACUAGAGCCUUAUGAGGUUCACGGCUAUACCACUUCUAAAAUGCCAUAUAAUUAAAAAAAACUCUGCUGGAAAAUCCCAAAAUUUCCUACACAUACAAAUAAUAAUGUAAUUUAUAAAAAAAGAACCUUUUUCUUUGAACUUUGCUCUGUUCCAGAACCUGCAAGAAUGUAACACUGUUACGACAAUAACCAAUUUUUCCUUUAUGAUAUCAAGAAAAAUGUAGUAUCUGGAAAAAUGUAGUAUCUAAAGUAUUUACAGAUUUCCUUUGUCUUUCCUUAUCUUGAAAUUUGUUUAUAGUGACUCCCAUGACAAAUAUCCGUUAUUCAAUUUCCUACAUUCUUCGAACUCUUAGGUAAUAACAAAAAGGCCAUAUACAUAUUUCAUUUUUAAAUAUAAACCUAAAAUAGUUAACAACAGAUUGCAAUUCAAAAACAAAUUAUAUUUCAGUACAUUUAAAACAUUUAAAUGUUAUGUCCGAAUAACCAAAUACUCUGUGGUCCCUAUUUGUUUUUUAAUUAAAAAUAUUUCAUGGUUUCACAAUCAAACAAUGCGUUUGCAAUAAGUUUUCGAAAAGAGCGCUCUGCAAUAUUUUUACUCCCAUGGGAUAAUUGUUAAUUGUUGUUAAUUUUGACAAACAAAACUAAAAAUAUACAUAAUAUUGUAUGAAUUGAAAAAGCAAGGAAAUACACAAUGUUUCUAUAUUUAAGAUAUUUCGUUAAUAGUUUAAUUUAAAUGACAACAACAAAAACUACAAAUCUUUUUAGUUCAUUUUAAGUUGUGUAUAUCAUUCUUUUUUUCCUAGUUUAUAUUAUAAGGAUUUUUGUUUAUUUUCUCUUUCAAGAGAUUUUUUAAUGGUAUCUUAAAAUAUUAAUUUUAAAAAAAUAUCAAAUAUGUUUCUAGACGAUUUAUUUUAGCUUGUACCACAACCACUAUUCAGUGAAAGCAAAAAACAAAAAAUAAAUAAAUUUUAAAACGUUGUAAGAAAAGA
Musca domestica (house fly) is the source of this 2517-nucleotide messenger RNA. RefSeq names its product sperm-associated antigen 7 homolog. Gene Ontology annotation, molecular function: nucleic acid binding. The coding region runs from base 245 to 1099 and encodes 284 amino acids. The record is from RefSeq and is a predicted model, not a curated record. NCBI's taxonomy places the organism in Eukaryota, Metazoa, Arthropoda, Insecta, Diptera, Muscidae. The transcript has a single exon.